Molecule: messenger RNA, 492 nt
Organism: Penicillium maclennaniae
Lineage: Eukaryota; Fungi; Ascomycota; Eurotiomycetes; Eurotiales; Aspergillaceae
Product: CXXC motif containing zinc binding protein
Exons: 5
Coding region: 1-492 (163 amino acids)
Molecular function (GO): zinc ion binding
Source: RefSeq, a predicted model, not a curated record
AUGCUGUCACUCAUUCUGUCUGCUGAACUGGAGGGCGUGACGGGCCUCCAGCCUACUGAUACCGAGGAGAACCCGUAUUUCUACACUUUUCGCGUGAAAUGCACCUCGUGUCAUGAGAUGCACCCGAACUGGGUCAGCUUCACCCGCUUUGAGCAGCAUGAGAUCCCGGGUAGCCGCGGUGAGGCCAAUUUUGUCUGGAAGUGCCGUCUCUGCAGCAAAACCCACUCCGCUAGCAUCACCGCUGGCCCUCACGUCUUUGAAGCCCAGGAGGACCCAAAGAAGAAUAAGAAUGGUCAGAAGAUCAUCGAAAUGGACUGCCGCGGCCUUGAGUUCACUGAGUUUAAGCCUGACGGUGAAUGGGAAGUCAAGGGAGCUGAGUCGAACACGUCUUUCUCGGGUAUUGACCUCUCCGAUGGUGAGUGGUAUGACUAUGAUGAGAAGUCCAGCGAGGAGGUCAGCAUCAAGGAGAUUACUUGGACGAUUGGUCGGUAA